AUGAUAUGUUCAGCUCUCGGUCUUUGGCCAAAGAAUUCUCGAACUUCUCAAUCGAAGAAGAGUUCAAUAGCAUCACAUACGACGGCAAGUACAGAUGAAGAACAAGAGAGAGAGAAUGAAGUUGCCGAAAUGGAUUAUGUGACAAGUUCGUUAAUAAAUGCAAAUGAUAUUGAUGUGGGAAGUGGUGAUGAAGAGAAGGAGGGUGUAGAGAGUGAGGAGAAAGAAAAUGAAGAUGAAAAGUGUGUGAAUGAUGAUGAAUGUGGUGGUGGUGAUGAAGACCUGCUCAAUGAAUGUGAUCCAAAUGAUCCAUGGGUUGUACUCACAGAAGGCAGUGAAUAUAAUGAUGAGUCUGAACAGAAGGUGAUUGGAAAAACUCUUGUGAAAGUGAGAAAGUUAAUUGCCACCAUCAAAACGUCGACUGUUCUAUCAGAAUAUAUCAAUACACUGAAAGAAAAAGAUACAUUCAAAGCACUUCGAAACAAGAGUCUCAUAUCCGAUUGUCCUACAAGAUGGAACAGUACCAGUUAUAUGAUCAAUAGUGUGCUCAAACAUAAACUCGUUCUUCAAGAAUUUGCCAAAACCUGCUAUGAAUUCAAUUUGCCUAGCAAUCAACGACGAAAACUAUAUGAGCUAGAGAUCAGCUAG
Molecule: messenger RNA, 645 nt
Organism: Didymodactylos carnosus
Lineage: Eukaryota; Metazoa; Rotifera; Eurotatoria; Philodinida; Philodinidae
Source: the annotation of a GenBank genome assembly